Molecule: messenger RNA, 528 nt
Organism: Mixia osmundae IAM 14324
Lineage: Eukaryota; Fungi; Basidiomycota; Mixiomycetes; Mixiales; Mixiaceae
Exons: 3
Coding region: 1-528 (175 amino acids)
Source: RefSeq, a predicted model, not a curated record
AUGGCAGCCCAGCUCAUGAAAGAUCUCGAAAAGGUAGAGAGCAAAGUCGCCAAAUUGGGCAAGAUCAUCGCCAAAGGUACUUCGAUCGGUCUGAUCGAUGCUACCAAGCUCGGCAGUAUGACGCGAAAAGUGACGGGCAAAGUCAAAAAGGCAACGGUCACUGCAGAAAAGACGACGAUCUCGCCUGCAGAGGGCGCAAAGCUCAUCGCAUUCAUGCAAGCUCUCACUGCGACUUCGGCGAAGAAUUUGGAUGCAAUCGCUGCACUCAAACCCCAUCUAUCAGGCAAGCUGCACGUCGGCGGUCUAGUCAAAAUGAACUUGUCGCAGCUCGGAAAGAGGCUAUGGCAGGCUCAAGAGGCGCUCGCCAAGACGUUGGUCGCACGCUCGCCAACGCCCGAGCUCAAAGCAAAGGGCGAAGCGCUCCGUGUUGAUUUUAACGGGAAGAUCUGCCAAGCGCUCGCUGUCUACGCCAACGAGAGCGGGGGUGAGGACAAAGCCGGCGAAGAGGAUGACGAGGAUUCAGACUGA